Messenger RNA from Paramecium tetraurelia, 1398 nucleotides. RefSeq lists its product as uncharacterized. NCBI's taxonomy places the organism in Eukaryota, Ciliophora, Oligohymenophorea, Peniculida, Parameciidae. Gene Ontology annotation, molecular function: calcium/calmodulin-dependent protein kinase activity; ATP binding; calmodulin binding. Gene Ontology annotation, biological process: peptidyl-serine phosphorylation; intracellular signal transduction; protein autophosphorylation. The record is from RefSeq and is a predicted model, not a curated record. Gene Ontology annotation, cellular component: cytoplasm; nucleus. The transcript is spliced from 7 exons.
AUGGAUUAAAAAUCAUCUGCUUUUCAUAUAUACAAAUAAACUCUUAUUAGACGCAAUGCAGUGCCCAUUUCCUCGGUUUAUACUUACGAUGUUGCAAAUAAAAUUGGACAAGGAGCAUAUGGAAGUGUUUUCAAAGCAAUUCAUAAUGUUUCCUAAUAAGUGAGAGCUGUAAAAGUGAUCAACAAACUCAACAUUAAAUACAAAGAAAGAUUAUUAAGCGAGAUAACAAUAAUGGAGCUAUUAGAUCAUCCAAAUAUAUUGAGAGUAUUUGAAACAUUUGAAGAUGAAGAGAAUUUGUAUAUGAUUCUAGAAAUCUGUUAAGGUGGUGAUGUGUUUGAUAAGGUAUUGGAAAAAGGAAAUCUAUCAAUUGACGAAGCAUUUAAAGUUUAUAUUCAAUACAUGAGAGCAGUCAAUUACUAUCAAGGCUUCAAAAUAGUUCACAGUAGGGAUUUGAAACCCGAAAACUUUUUAUUUUAAAAAAAGGAUGAUUUGAACACUUUAAUUGUCAUUGAUUUUGGAAUUGCCAAAAGAGGCGUCGAUAAAUUAAAAACCAAAAGUGGCACAGCCUAUUAUGUUGCUCCUGAAGUAUUGGAAGGAUCUUACGAUUCAAAAUGUGACAUCUGGUCUUCUGGAGUCAUUUUGUAUGUUAUUUUAUGUGGAUAUCCUCCCUUUUAUGGAGAAAAUGAGAAGGAAAUAUUAACUGAAAUCAAGAAUGCUUAAUUAUAAUUCGAAGGUGAUGAAUGGCUUUAAAUACCACAAGAAAUUAAAGAUUUCAUUAAACUUUAGAUAUGUCCUGCUGCUUAAAGAUAUGCACCAAAAGAUUUGUUGUCAAAUAAAUUGGUAGAUAAAUUCAAUCAGAAAUUUUAAGUUGAUUAAAAGUUGAUUUCAAUGUUGACGAUAACUCAAUGGGUGAAGUUCCACCCUUUGAAAAGAUUGGGAUUAUACUAUUUAGCAACCCAAAUCAACUCAUCAGAUCUUAAACAAUAGAAAAUGGCCUUUUUCUUAAUAAACACAUCUCAAUCUGGGCUAAUUACUUAAGCAGAAUUAGCAUCAUAUUUGAAGGUGAACAAAUAAGAUAUAUAAAAAGUAUGGCCUUAUUUAGAUUGCAACAAUAACGGCUAUUUAGAUUACUUUGAAUUCAUUGCAAUAACUUUGACUCCACAAGAUUAUAAUAAUCAUUUGCAAUUCAUUUUUGAUUUCUUAAGCUAACAAGAGAAACAGGUCACACAAAAAACGAUAAAAUCAAUUUUUGAUCAAAAUGCUAAUUUGGACUCGAAAUGGGCAUCCAUUUCAGAAACAAAAAGUAAUCAUCAAAAUACACACGAUCAUCAAGUUAAUGUUAAAAAUAUUAUUGAAAAAGAUAUUGAUUUUGCUGGCUUUAAAGUCUUAAUGGGAUGA